AUGUUGCUGCUGUGUUCAAGUAACGGUCUGCAGGCGGCUUUGACAACAAGUGUCUACGUACUAGCUGUACUCUCCACAUGUAGCACAGAGGAAUGUGGACUUCAGUUGACAGAGAAGAUGAAAAACAGAUCUGUCGUAUUUAGAAACGUUGAGAAAAUGUCGUGCCAAACUACAUGUUUUGAAGAGUCCUUCAUAUUUGCAUCCUGUCAUCAGUCAAGUGGCGAAGUUAAGAAGAUUGAGAAGAAGGACGGAUCCAGUGUACGUCCAGUGAAACGUCCCAGAUUGGAUGCAAACUUCCUGGAUGGCUUCACCGGUAUUAAGAAAUCAAUACACCGACGUGUCAGCUCGACCUUUGUUGCUGAGAAAGGAUUCGGCAUCAACACCCUUCACUCAGCCUGCCUGGGGGGAGAUGUAGAGGUGGUGAAGUAUGUCCUCUCACAGAACAUGCUGGACAUCAAUGACAAAGUACAUUGCGGGAGAACAGCUGUGAUGUUAGCAGGACAGAAUGGCCAUAAAGAAGUGGUUGAAUUAUGCGUAACACAUGGAGCUAAACUGUCACUCAAAGAUAGAGAUGGUGAAAACAUUCUUCACAUAGCCAGUAAUGGAGGACAUUUGGAGGUAGUGAAAUAUAUCCUGUCACUGGGUACUGUGGACAUCGACGUCAAGAACAAAAAGAGACAAACAGCAGUGGGGAAAGCAAGAGAGAAUAGACACCGAGACGUGGUGGACCUACUUGUGACAUACGGAGCUCUCACAUAA
Messenger RNA from Haliotis rubra (blacklip abalone), 759 nucleotides. RefSeq names its product serine/threonine-protein phosphatase 6 regulatory ankyrin repeat subunit B-like. Bases 1 to 759 code for a protein of 252 amino acids. Gene Ontology annotation, molecular function: protein binding. The record is from RefSeq and is a predicted model, not a curated record. NCBI's taxonomy places the organism in Eukaryota, Metazoa, Mollusca, Gastropoda, Lepetellida, Haliotidae. The transcript is spliced from 3 exons.